Messenger RNA from Symbiodinium sp. CCMP2456, 922 nucleotides. Lineage: Eukaryota; Dinophyceae; Suessiales; Symbiodiniaceae. The record is from the annotation of a GenBank genome assembly.
AUGCAGGUGCUGAGAAGUCAGGAGGCCUACGUGUGCGGCCAGUGCGGCAAGGAGCACUCGGCGGCAGCGCCCUCAGUGCGCUGGCACAGUCGCUCACAUGGUGCGAGUCUCUGUCCAGAAUGCCACCCGUGUCCUAAGCCGGCGGUUCUUGGGGUAUCCGCAGAGUGGAUUCUGGGUACUUUCCCAGAGCUUGCCCGAUCAGCAACGGGAAAGGCGAAUCCGAACUUCCACGAGAUUUGCCCAGCAGUUGCCAUGGGACCACAAGGUCUUGGCUUCGGCAAGACUUGUCCGCGAGAUGGGGGGCUCGGGUGCAGCAUUCUUGACGCCCUGGACGAAAGCUGCAGAGGCAGGGCCACGCACUUUGUCUCUUGGUGCUGGGAUUAUACUUUGGAGGACUUCGUGAGCGCGAUUCAGUCGUGGAUCCAGAGGGAAGCAACCAGCCCAAGCGACGUGUGCUUGUGGGUUUGCUUCUUCUGCAACAACCAGUACCGCAUGAUCGAGUCUGGCACUCAGACGGGUUCGGACGAGCUGAAAGCCGUCUUCGAGAACCAUCUGGACGAAGCGGGUCGGAUGCUGCUUAUGUUGGACAGCUUCACAACGCCCAAAUACGUCACCAGAGCUUGGUGUAUCUUCGAAAGCUAUGUCUGCAUCAACAGGAAUCUCGACAUGUCCAUCAUCCUGCCUUUCAGGUCAAGGGAGAGUUUUCGGGAAACUUUGGAUGCGGCGGGUGGCCUCAGUCAGUUGCGCAAGGCCUUCGAGGACAUGGAUAUGAGAUAUGCGGAGGCAUCCAACAAAGUAGACGAAGACAUGAUCAAGAAGCUGAUAUUGACAACAAGUGGCUUCGAUGCAGUCAACGACGCAGUCCAAAAGUGCUUGCUCAAAUGGCUCACGAGCAUGUUCCAAGAAGAUCUGCUGAGCCAAC